UUCGAUGCUAUCGAAGAUACGGAGUUGAGUUCGCCAACAUCAGUCGAUAUACGUGGACUAUGAUGCCGACACACACACCGUAAACCGGGAGUGAACGUACUCUAGAAAUGAGCGCACGUGCGAAUAUUGCGUCAAUAAGAGUUUAAGCGAUAACAAGGCAUAAAAAAACACUCUGAAGUUCGUGGUAAGUCCAUAUUCCCGUUAAAAUGGACGACAAUGCUACAAUGUGAAUGUUGUUAUUAGCAAAUUUCCUGGAGUUUGACAGACACAUCUGAUGAAUGGCGUGUUUCGUGACAAUGACAAUGGACUAGGAAAGGUCAUUUGUAGCUAUUAACGACAAGCAUCCCGCUGUCAGAAUACUUACAUUGUAUAUGGAUUCGGAACUGUAAAUUCUUUAAAUUACGCAUUCAUGACUGCAGUCGUAAUCUCACGGUUGAAAAUGUUGCGACAUUUCAAUUGAAGGUAUGAUACUUAAUCUACUUAAUCUUUAUAAAAUUAACUGAAGGAACUGAAUUAAUUGUUGUAUAGACUUCUAACGAACACCCGACAGGGAAUAACAAUGUAUUGCUGUAACAAUGAACUAGUGAUAUUUUAUUGUGUUUAUUGAUUUAAACGUAUUUUAUUUGUCAGAACACAAAUGGGAUUAGACACAAGUAUAAAACUUAUAAUCCAUCUUUUCGUGUAAAAUAGAUAUAUCAGAUUUCCAUCUGGAGUUCAAUGCAAUAUACCUUAACUAUGAACAAUAACCUGUAUAUCCGUACAUCUGAAAAUAAAUAACAAUAAAUCUAAAAACAAAGCAUAGCAGUGGACAAUCAACAGAGAAUUCCGUAUUAACGGUCUCCCCAUUGUCAUGUUUGAUAUAUAAUGGACAACCUGUUGUGAUAAAAUCAGUAGGGAUCUAUUGUUUACAUAUUGUUUUUGGACUUCACUCUCGACCUAUCCCGAAUGGACGAUGUAAGUGGAAAUUUCCCUGGAUACCGUUCAUUAUAUGGUAAUGGAAAACAGCAUUUAACAAAUCCGUGUAUAUUGUCAUCUUAAAUAUAUUUCGACAUGUUUUGAUACUUUCUCUGUGGAUGUAAUGUCAGUUUAAAUGGAUGCCUGGAGGUAGCAAAACAAACACUUGAACAGUUUAAAGGAUUUUACUGAAACCGUAGAGACCGCUAAAUCGCCAAUUGAUGGAAUAUAAUGGAUUUCCUUGUGAAUGGGCUGGAGUAUGACAGUCGACAAAACACAACAACUUGAAACAUUGUGGUAUGUUGGUGUUCAUAAAGGAAAGCACACAGUGGCUAUGACACGGACUUAAUCUGCCGGAACUAUUGGUGAGCUGGAAUUUGAAUUCGGAGUUUCUUUCAUACAGAUCCUUUUCAGCGUUAUCCCUGUUGACCGGGGGGCUACGUCUAAAUAUAUAUAUACAUGUAUCGAAUAAAUAGUCUGUAAAAUAACAUACGGCGUGGAACGGGGUGUUUUGAGAAGAUAGAGGCGUGUAAUUACCCCCAUAUAAUCAGACAUGUACAUUUCAUAUGAGCGGUGAGCGAGUCUACACGUGUGACCUACAGUCUUUUCACCGACAAGUAGAGCGUUUCAAUAUUUCUGAUUUCCUGUAUCAGUUUCUACUUUACAUGUCCGGGAUACACGUUUAACUGUCUUUUCUACAGAAUGUUGAAGAUGACUGUGUGUUUAAAUCUUAAUCAUUUAUCUUCGAAUGAAUCUGAAUACACGACAUAAUGUACUGGACAGUGAACUAAUUAUUUGAACACUCUGGAUCUAUGAUUUAACAAUUAUAGCGACUCAUUUUGAUAGACAAACAUCUAUAUAGGCCUGUGAGGUUAUGUCGAGUCUAUAUCCAGCAGUGAUCAUUUCGUAGUAGUUUUGGAUAUACUUAUAACAUUUAUACAACAUGCCUGGCAACGAUUCGUUAAGUAAAUCUAACCAUUUACAAGACCUGCUGAACGCAUCGUUCCUCAAAUGUCUACGGGAGGUCCUGUCGCAGCCUUAUCCGAAUGACGGUGAGCAAUACUGCAAUGCUACCAGUGAUAUAUUCGGCUGCUGGAACUACACACAGGCUGGUACUACGGCUAUCAUCCCCUGUCCAGAAAUACCGGGAAUGAACCCGAAUGAGUAUGCCUUCAAGCAAUGCACAGAAAAUGGAACCUGGUGGCGGAGUCCUAGCACAAACAAAGAAAAAUCUGACUACAGUUACUGCUGGAAAGAUAUCCAUACCUUUAUAGAAAACACCAACAGUGGCCAUGAACAUGUUUAUAUAUUCGUAAGCGGCUAUUCCAUCUCCGUGGCGAUGCUUCUUUUAUCUCUUUUCAUAUUCUGCAGAUUUAGUCAGCUCCGGUGUGACAGAAUCACUAUACAUAAGAAUUUGUUCUCGUCAUACGUACUGACCGGAUUUUCCUGGAUUCUAUACAUGCUCCUGGUGGCCACCAACGGUCACGUGAUUCAAGAAAAUCCAAUAUGGUGUCGGAUGAUUCACGUGUUUGCCCAGUACUGCGUGGUGUCUAACUUCUCUUGGAUGUUCUGUGAGGGCCUAUAUCUACAUACUAUCAUGGUCCGCACAUUCGGCUCCACCAAACACGUCCUCAUCGCCUGUUACUUCAUAGGCUGGCUUUGGCCGUUCGUGCUUGUUUCAAUAUACACGGGUAUCAGAGGCUCAGCUGACGACGACCAAAGAUCAAGUUGCUGGAUAGGAGAGAGCAGUCUACAGUGGAUUAUGUACGCCCCUAUAAUAGUCUCUAUGGUGGCCAACUUUAUUUUCCUGUGCAACAUAGUCCGUCUCUUGAUCACAAAACUGAGACAGGUUCCAGAGGCCACUCAGACAAAUGAUGAAUUGCACUCUGAAUGUGCUUUCUUUAUGGCUUUGAAGACACAAAUGAAUACUGAGGGGUCAAAUGUCAACAUAGAGGAAGUCGAUAGAUUCAAGAAAGCUGCACGUGCUACGUUGAUUUUGAUCCCACUGUUGGGCCUACAAUUCCUUCUGGUUCCCUUACGACCGGAGAUCGGAUCUGACACAGAGAGAGCGUACCAUUACAUCAGUGCUCUGGUCGUCUCGCUGCAGGGGGCGUUUGUUUCCACGAUGUACUGCUUUUGUAACAGUGAGGUGAUAUCGGUUAUCAAGCGGAAGUGGUAUCAACACAAAGUCAUGUUUAGUGGAAAACGGAGUAGGACGUCAUCAACCAUUGCUGCAACCACGUACACAUUUGUGGAUCACGUGUCAACUGUACAAACAUCAAUCACGUGAGCGAUGUCGCGAGAAACCGAGAAGGAUUAUACAUCACAGGACUGGAAUAAUUUAUAAUAUCUGUAUAUUGUUAUAUUUGUUAUCUUAAUAUCAUUGUUGCUAUUAACAUAGUAAAAAAGCCAUGUCAGAAAUAAAUCAUGUAGCAUUUUCAUA
Messenger RNA from Pecten maximus, 3397 nucleotides. Its product is annotated as calcitonin gene-related peptide type 1 receptor-like. Gene Ontology annotation, molecular function: G protein-coupled peptide receptor activity. Gene Ontology annotation, biological process: adenylate cyclase-modulating G protein-coupled receptor signaling pathway; cell surface receptor signaling pathway. Gene Ontology annotation, cellular component: plasma membrane. Lineage: Eukaryota; Metazoa; Mollusca; Bivalvia; Pectinida; Pectinidae. The transcript has 13 exons. The record is from RefSeq and is a predicted model, not a curated record. The coding region runs from base 1898 to 3244 and encodes 448 amino acids.